Phyllotreta striolata is the source of this 1607-nucleotide messenger RNA. The record is from the annotation of a GenBank genome assembly. NCBI's taxonomy places the organism in Eukaryota, Metazoa, Arthropoda, Insecta, Coleoptera, Chrysomelidae.
CUAGAUUAUUUAUCGUAAGUAUUAUUUAUCAUAAGUAAAUAUUUUAGUAAACGUGACAACGUCGCAAAAUCGGAUUGUGUAUAUUUCCAAUAAAAAUGUCAAGACGAUUAGUACAAAAUAGUUAAGUAGUAGAAAACGAGACCAAAGUAGCUGGAAACAUUUCGCAUAUUAUACAAAAUAGUUAGGCGUACUUAGUGAUAAAGAGUGCUGUGAUUCCUGUCAGUGAGAAAACUAAAAAUCCGUACAAUAAACUCAAAAACAUGCCGGAAAAUACGAACAUGCAAAACGGCCACAAGAAAUACACCAGGGUUUGGUGCGAUGGGUGCUACGAUAUGGUGCACUUCGGCCACGCCAAUUCCCUCAGACAGGCGAAGGCUUUGGGCGAUCGCCUGAUCGUCGGCGUCCACACCGACGAGGAGAUCAUGAAGCACAAGGGACCGCCCGUCUUCACCGCGGCGGAGCGCUACAAGAUGGUGCGCGGCAUCAAAUGGGUGGACGAGGUGGUGGAGGGCGCCCCCUACGUCACCAGCUUGGAGACGCUCGACAAGUACGAUUGCGAGUUUUGCGUGCACGGCGACGACAUCACGCUCACCGCCGACGGCGUCGACACCUAUCAUUUGGUCAAGGACGCCGGAAGAUACAGAGAAGUCCAAAGGACUGCCGGCGUAUCGACGACGGAUUUGGUGGGUAGAAUGUUGUUAUUGACUAGGAACCAUUUCAAACAAGGUCAGUAUGAGUACGAUGUUGCCAAAGAGCAUUCAUCGACGAUGGGACAGGAUUCAUUCGCCAGAUCUCCUUGGACAGGUUGUUCCCAGUUCUUGCCGACCACGCAAAAAAUCAUACAAUUCUCCGACGGCAAACCGCCCAAAUCUAGCGAUAGAAUCGUUUACGUGGCGGGCGCGUUCGAUCUAUUCCACGUCGGCCAUUUGGAUUUCCUCGAAAAGGCCAAACAACAGGGCGAUUAUCUGAUCGUCGGUCUGCACACCGAUCCGGUGGUGAACAAGUACAAGGGCACCAAUUAUCCCAUUAUGAAUUUGCACGAGCGCGUGCUGAGCGUGCUGGCUUGCAAAUACGUGAGCGAAGUGGUGAUCGGCGCCCCCUACACCGUCACCAAAGACCUGAUGGAUCAUUUCAAUGUCGAUAUGGUGGUGCACGGCGAGACUCCCGUCAUGGACGAGAACGGAUCCGAUCCCUACCAAUAUCCCAAGAAGGUGGGUAAAUUCAUGACGGUGAAUUCGGGCAACGACAUGACGACGGAGAAGAUCGUCGACAGGAUCAUCAGGAAUCGUUUGGAGUUCGAGAACAGGAACAUGAAGAAGGAGACGAAGGAAUUGGAGGUGUUGAAAUCGUUGGAGGCCCAGCGAAAUGGCGCGUUGCACGCGAACGCCUAAGGAGAAGAAGAUCGCUCGAAAAGGAAACGGAUGAUUAAAUGUAAGGAACUUUUAUAAUGUAUAUGAAGCUUUUAUUUAACGUUUUGGUUUUUUUACGAAACUCUUAUUAUUGUAACCGUUAUAUUAUCAAAUGUAUAUUGAAUUAUUUUUUACAGAACAGUACAUUUUUUUAUUGCAUUAUUAUAUACGCCAUUAUAUUGUUGCUAUAUCAAGAUA